UCCCUACAAAAGUGAAAAUAUGAUACCUUUAGAUGUAAUGUUUACUAUCUCGGCCCUGCAGCUCUAGGUAGCCUAGCUAGGGCUCUUACCAAAUUAUACCUAUCUGCGGGUCGUCGGCAAAGCUGUCGGGUUUUGCCCGUCUUCCUAAGCUGUCUGGACCUCAUGUAAGGGAUCUGCAGCUACUGUAGUACUUAGCUGGUGAGCGAGGUCGUUCAUCCAUGCUUGAUGCUCUGGCCACGUAGACGGACGAAGUUACCUAGCCGGCAUUGCUACCGGAUUCGAAGGUAUAUCGUAAGAUACAUGAGGCUAUAUGAAGUAUAUACGGCAAUGAUGGGCUCGUUCUAUUCCAUCUAUCUAGUGUGCCUAGAGUCUCUUAUUCAUCCUAAGCUGUACCACUUAAGCUCGUGCUGGCUCUCUGGGUACGUGUAGCGCCGAUGUCUUGCCUUAGGAAAGCCGUUGCGGCUACUCUCUUAGCUCACGUGCUACCCUUCGCGUAUUCCCAGACAAUUGUCAUAGACAACUCAACAGUUCCGGCCAACGAGUCUACAGUUGCCCCAGCCGUAGCUAUAGUCGACGCGAGGACCUCAAAUUCAACUGCGGAACUGUUCAAAGGAGAGACCCUGCAGCUGACUGAUGCCGUCUUGGCCAACCUUACUCACCUACAACUGACCAAUGUCACGUUAUUCAGCUUCCAGAACGAGUCGGACUUGGCAGAGAAUCCACCUAAGCGGCCUUUGUCUGGAUUAUGCAAGACAUAUCCAGACGACCCCUAUUGGCCUUUUCCAUCUACUUGGAGGCUCUUCAAUAUCCUACUCGGUAGCGGUUUAACCGAGACCGUCCCUUAUGCGGCGUCUUGCUAUGAUACCUUUGGGAAUCGUAACACGUCCAAAUGCGAUUUCAUCACCAAUAACUGGGUCAAUGCAUCCAUCUACCACACUGAGGAUCCUACAUCUGUUAAUGCUGUGCUGUUUCAAGGGGCGACUUGUAUGCCACCAGCAUUUGUGCCUUCGAAGAGUGGAUGCACAGUCGGUGGGUAUCCCACCUACUCAGUGUCUAUCCGCAAUGUCGCGCAAAUCCAGCUGGCGGUCAAUUUCGCACGGAAUCUUAAUCUGCGUUUGGUGAUCAAAAAUACCGGCCACGACUUCAGCGCCAAGUCGGUUGGGAUGGGGGCACUGUCCAUCUGGACUCAUAACCUGAAAGACAUCCGAUUCUUUAAGAACUAUAAGCAAGGGCGUUACAGCGGCCCUGCUUUCAAGCUCGGUGGCGGUGUUCAGGCUUUCGAGGCGUACGAGGCUGCUAGGAAGAAAAAUGUCACUAUAGUUGGUGGCGAGGGUCGCACCGUGGGCGUCAUGGGUGGUUUUCUUCUUGGUGGUGGCCAUUCUCCCUUAUCCAGCCUCUACGGCAUGGCCGCCGAUCAGGUACUCUCGAUGGAAGUGGUUCUGGCUAGUGGCCGGUUCGUGACUGCAAGCGAAACAAGUUAUCCCGACCUAUUCUGGGGUUUGCGCGGCGGUGGGGGGUCAACCUUUGGUAUAGUUACAUCAGUUGUCGUCAAGGCGCAUCCGAAGACCAAAGUUACGACGAUGACAUAUAUUCUGGCGACAGGACCAACAGUUACGUCCACACAAUUUUGGGCCGCUUUGCGCGCGUUCUUUGAUGGCUUCAUCACAUAUACCGAUGCUGGCAAUUAUGAGUACUUCCGAAUCUCAAAGGUCGGGAACGAUCAAUAUCUUUCUGAUAUGGGCCCGUGGUUCGCCCCUGGGAUGUCUAAGUCUCAGCUCGAAGCCCUAGUAGCCCCAUUGUUUGCUAAAUUCAAAGAACUUGGUAUUGAAGUUAACCCGGUCUACACGGAGUACGACGACUUUUACGACGCGUGGCUCCCGAGUUUCCCCGUCGAACCAUGGGGAAGCAAUGCAAUUCGACAGGCUAGUCGUUUAUUCCCGAAAUCCAACUGGCAAGACGUCGCGAAGCUGAAUGCUACCUUUGAUGCUAUCAAGAGCGUAGUUGAAGAAGGCGCGUACAUAAUAGCAUUCAACAUUGCCGCCGCCCCCAAGACUGGGUAUCCUGAUAACGCGGUAAAUCCAGCAUGGCGAAAUACUGUUAUGCAUGCUAUUAUGGCCUCCUUAUGGAAUGCUACCAAUGCCGACUUGGAUAUCAAAGCUGCAAGCGAUAAACUGACCUUCGACUGGAUGCAGCGCUGGAGAGAUGUAUCACCCGGAGCUGGGUCAUACAUGUCGGAGGCAGACUACAUCGAGCCUGACUUCACCCAAGCAUUCUUCGGGGAUAAAUAUCCGAAACUAUAUCGGCUCAAGCAACGAUACGACCCAUUCGGCGUCUUUUAUGCUCACACGGCUGUCGGGUCUGAAGAUUGGAAGAUGUCCGAGAUGAUACUGGGGAAUCUACCGUCGCAGAAUAGUAAAUUAUGUAAAAUUUAGAUUGUUAGAGUAUGUAGACCCGGUAGACCAGCGGUUGGUUCUGCCGCUUAGAUAAAAUUUGGUUUACUGUCUAUCAUGGAGGAGGAAGGAAAUUGUAUGUAUUAUGUACGAAGUACCUAAACUUCUUAUACUUGCCUGUCUAUUCAAUCUGCCGUUUAGAUUUUUACCUAUUUAUAUUCGGCGAUGGUGAGGAAGUUAUGUAAAUACCUAAUAUGUAUAUGUAACGAUGUAAUGAGAGUAGAAGUUGAC
Daldinia decipiens is the source of this 2681-nucleotide messenger RNA. RefSeq names its product FAD-binding domain-containing protein. Gene Ontology annotation, molecular function: oxidoreductase activity; FAD binding. The transcript is spliced from 4 exons. The coding region runs from base 435 to 2432 and encodes 665 amino acids. The record is from RefSeq and is a predicted model, not a curated record. Lineage: Eukaryota; Fungi; Ascomycota; Sordariomycetes; Xylariales; Hypoxylaceae.